Diaporthe amygdali is the source of this 2322-nucleotide messenger RNA. Its product is annotated as DUF907 domain protein. The record is from RefSeq and is a predicted model, not a curated record. Lineage: Eukaryota; Fungi; Ascomycota; Sordariomycetes; Diaporthales; Diaporthaceae. The transcript has 2 exons. The coding region runs from base 1 to 2322 and encodes 773 amino acids. Gene Ontology annotation, biological process: fungal-type cell wall biogenesis; transmembrane transport.
AUGCGCUUCUCACAUACUCAGCGACUUCCCUUCCUCCUCCUAUGCCUCCUCCGCGCCUCUCUCUUCGCAAACGCCGAAUAUGUACUCCAGACGACCUCGCUCAGCACCUGCCAGGCCAAUUCCGGCUUCUCCGCCAGCCUGUUCGAUGUCGUCUUCACGCCAAAUAACGACUCUGUCGCCGUCGACAUGACCGCCACCUCCACCGUUGAAGGCUAUGUGACCUUCGACAUCUCUAUCACCGCCUACGGCUAUGAGAUCAUGCACAAGACCAUCGAUCCCUGCUCGGCUGGCGACGGCUUCAAAGGUUUCUGUCCCAUGAGUCCCGGCAACCUGAACAACCCCUUCAAUAUCCAGAUCGACCCGAGCGCAAAGUCUCAGAUCCCUGGCAUCGCCUACACCUUUCCCGAUAUCGACGCGAAGGUUCGUGUGUACAUCAACAAGACAGACGGCAGCCCCGUCGCCUGCGUCCAGGCUGCCGUGUCUAACGGCAAGACUGUCGAUCUUGUCGGCGUCAAGUGGGCCUCUGCCGUCAUUGCCGGGCUGGCUCUUGCCUCCUCCGCCCUCAUGUCCGGCCUGGGCCACCAGAACGCUGCCGCUCAUGUCGCCGCCAGCGCCCUGUCGCUUUGCGGCUACUUCCAGUCCCAGGCCAUCAUUGGCCUCGUCGCCAUUCCCCUGCCGCCUUCCGUCCAGGCCUGGACUCAGGACUUCCAGUGGAGCUUGGGAAUCAUUAAAGUCAAGUUCAUGCAGAACAUUUUCACCUGGUAUCAGCGUGCCACCGGCGGUACUCCCGCCUCGCUGUUCGAUUCCCUGACGAAGUACUCGGUCCAGGUGCAGAAGCGAUCGUUGGCCCUGGAGGAGGUGCCAGCCGUCAAUGGCUUAUACCGGAGGGCCGUCGCGAUGAUGCCGCGAAGCGAAGUUACGGCGAAAGCGGCACGCCACCUCGCCAGAAUUGCGAAGCGUGCGGGCAACUACAAAAGCCCGUCCGGUGACUAUGUCGUCACGGGUGUCCAGCGGUAUGCAUACCAGGCAGGCAUCGAGACCACGAACUUUUUCUUGACGGGACUCGUCUGGUUCUGUAUAUUCCUGAUCCUGAGCGCCCUGGCCGUGGUCGCGUUGAAAUACGCCUGCGAGGGGUGCGCCAGGGCCGGAUGGAUCAAGUCAGACUCCUUCUCCGACUUCAGGCGGGACUGGCGUACUCACAUGAAGGGUAUUUUAUUCCGAAUCAGCCUGGUCGGCUUCCUUCCCAUGUCUGUUCUGUGCCUCUGGGAACUUACCCAGGGAGACUCUCCAGCCGAGAUGGUUUUGGCUGUCUUCUUCUUUUUGGGCAUCCUGGUGUCACUCAGCUGGGCGGCUUUUAACGUCAUCCGCAUGGCCAGGCGGUCUAUCGCGCUGCACAAGAACCCGGCCUAUGCUCUGUAUUCCGACACUCACGCACUCAACAAGUGGGGUUUCUUGUACAUCCAGUAUCGCGCCUCGGCGUACUACUUUAUUGUGCCAGUACUCAUCCACACCUUAUUCAAGGCCAUAUUCGUCGCCUUUGCUCAGAAGUCGGGUGUCGCACAAGCCGUUGCCCUGAUCAUCAUCGAAGUCACUGCCCUGAUCGGCACCAGCGUCCUGCGUCCGUAUAUGGACAAGUCGACCAAUGCCUUCAACAUCACUAUCUGCGUUGUUAAUUUCCUUAACGCUAUUUUCCUCCUCAUUUUCACCGACGUGUUCGAUCAGCCUGGCCUCAUGACUGGUAUCGUUGGCAUCUUGCUAUGGAUUCUGAACGCGGCGGUCACGCUGAUCUUGCUGCUCAUCUUAAUCAUCACUACCGUGAUCAUCUUCUUCAAGACAAAUCCGGAUGGCCGCUACCAGAUGGCCGACGACCGCACCUCCUUCAUGAAAUCACAGUCUGUUCUCAACACUACAACACAACUCGAUGCUCUAGCCGCCACCGCACGAGGAGACCACGAGGGCGGGUACAUCAAGGCUCGCAUUGAGGACGAGGACGAAGAGGACACUACGUCGUCCCGGUCCGACCUUCCGCGCCACCAUGGCGUCCCCCGGGUACGCGGACAUGGGGACAGGCGCAGCGGUACGAGUCUGGUACCGUCGGAGGAGCUUAAUGAAAAGGACGCAAUGGUCCAACGGCCAGUAUCAAUUCCGAGCACUGCAGACUCAGCCAGCCUGAGAGAUAUGCAUCGCGCGCCUGUGCCAGUAAGCCCCCUGGCUAGUGGAGCUGGCUCGAAUGGAGCCCACCAGCCACACAGCGCCAUUCCGGCGCAGAGGGGCGGUGAUCACACAGGCCCAUGGCAACGAGGCCUUGGCUACGACUCAUGA